CGAAAGAUCAGUAUAGUUUACUAUCGAUUUCAAGCUGCAUUGUUUGAGAUUCAAAUUUCAGAAUGUUCGAAUUUUGAAUCACGGUAAUCAAGGUUGGACAUCGAAUGAAAGGAAGAAGAAAGAAGGAUGGAAAAUUGUGGAUGUUCAAUUUUCGAAUUUAUUAAAUUUCAUGUAUAUUAUUGAAAAUUAAUUUAUCGUGGCUUGUUGUAUAUGCAAAUUCCGUGUAAUUAAUAAAUAAUCGGUUGUGAAUUAACAAAGAUUCGCGAAAAGAAGAGAAAGACGCAUCAAACAUCGAGAGCAAAAGAUUUAAUAGAUUUUUAACAGACAUCGUGAGAAACCGAAAAAAAACGAGGCAAUGUGAAAAUAAAAGAAAAUUGGCCACAAUCAUUGGUAUAUUAAUGGUAAUCGUGGUUGCUUUGUUAAUAACGCUGGUUUCGCAGAUGGUUAUUUAUCGUAAGGGGGCCUAUAAUGAGACAUGCCAGAGUGAAGAAUGCGUGAAGACAGCUGUUAGAAUAAUGGACGCGAUGAACAGGUCCGUUGAUCCUUGUCAAGAUUUUUACGAAUUCGCCUGCGGCGGUUGGAUUUCAAGAAAUCCUAUACCGCAGAGUCAAACUUCCUGGGAUCAACUGAGUGUUCUCAGAGAACAAUUGCUAAAGGAUCUAAGGAUACUGCUGGAAAAAAUGGACGAAGAGAACGAUUUGAGACCGGUGAAGUUGGCUAGAGCUUUAUACAGAACUUGUAUGAACAUAACGGGCAUCGAAGCUUUGGGAAUGAAACCUGUCUAUGAAAUGUUUGACAGGCUCGAAUUACCAAAAGAUCCAUUCGUACAAAACGAAACUUUAUCUUUUGAUCUUUCUCAUAUUGUCGGAAGAAUACAGCGAGUUCUAGGCUUGAGUGUGUUCCUAAAUUUUUAUAUCAGCGAAGACAUACGAGACACGGCAAAGAAUAAAAUGAUGAUGGAACAAACGUCGCCAGGGUUUAACGAACGUUAUUUGCUCGACUCGUUACGCUUUCAAACAGAACUGAUAGAAUACAAGAACUAUAUAAAGAGCAUGAUCGAGUUGGCUGGCGUAGGAAACGGAAGUACUGAAUUCGCUAACGAAAUCUUAAACUUCAGCAAGAAUGUUGCGCGCAUUAUGGCAAGUCCAGAACAAAGACGCAGUGUAGAUCAUCUUGUUUACGAUAUGACUAUCAAUGAAUUACAACAGAUGACAGAUUUGUACACACAACAGUGGAACUGGACCAAAUAUUUGGAAGCGGUAUUCAACAAUACAAAUGUAACGAUAAAUACUGAGUUGGAUCAUGUAGUCGUAAUGGAUCUGCAAUAUUUACAAAAAUUACCUAAACUGUUAGCGACUACUCCAUUCACUACAAUAGAUCCAUAUGGUCCACUUACAUAUGUACAUCAUUCGUUUUAUAUGCGCAAUUUGCAUUAGGUUUAGAUCAUGUCAACAAUACUGUGAUCAAAACGUUUCAGCGCGAUUCGUAUGGUGGAACGUUUAUUCGACAAUUGCUCCGUUAACGUUACAACAAUUUCGUGACCUUGGUUUUCAAUUCUCACAGAAAGUUUUCGGUUUGAAAGAAGAGGCACCCAGAUGGAAAGCUUGUACCGGAAACGUGAACGCAAAUUUUGGUAUGGCUGUCAGCUACAUUUACGCGCAAGGACACUUCGAUGACAGAGCUCGACAACAGGCUUUAGUAAUGUUGCUCGAUAUUAAAGCAGCAUUCGAUCAAAUGAUUGCCGAAUUAGAUUGGAUGGAUGCUGACACGAAAGCUCGAGCUCAUACAAAGUUGCAAGCGAUAAGGCCGUUCGUAGGAAUUCCAGAUUGGAUUAGUAAUUCAGAAAAAUUGGAUAAAUUUUAUGAAGGGAUAGACAUUAUACCUGGACAAUUGUUCGAUACAUUUUUAUUGCUAAUCGACGCGAAAACCAAGAAAAGUUUAAAUAGCUUGCGUGAAAAACCGGACAAAAAUCGAUGGAUAUCGGCCGGUACCACGGUAAAUGCGUUCUAUAGCGCGAUAUUAAAUUCAGUCAGUCGUAGAUACGAUCAGAAUGGAAAUAUUCGGCAAUGGUGGAGCAACGAGACGUUACGACAUUAUCACGAGAAAGUUAAAUGUAUAAUUGAACAGUACGGUAACUAUCAUUUGCCAAAGCUGGCUGAUAAUUUCAGAGUGAAUGGCGUGACUACACAAGGAGAAAACAUAGCUGAUAAUGGUGGUAUACGAGAGGCCUACAAAGCGUAUCAACGAUUCAAAAAGAGAAAUACUGAUCGACUAGUUUUACCUGGCCUCGUUAAUUAUAGUCAAGAGCAAUUAUUUUUUCUAAGUUUUGCACAAGUUUGGUGCGGUAGUUAUACAAACGGAGCAUUAAAAUCUAAAUUGAUACAAGGAGUUCACGCGCCAAAUCAUUUCAGAGUUAUCGGAACAUUAGCGAACAAUGCAGAUUUUGCGAGAGCAUGGAAUUGCCGGGCUGAAAGUCCCAUGAAUCCAUCUCGCAACUAACAAAUACUUAUCACCAUUGGGACUCCACUUAAGAAUGUGUAUAUUUUUAGCAUCUAAUUUCAAUCUUGGGGUUAAAUUUGUGGCAUAUGCUUGUCUUCCUUUAACUAGAUUCCAUGUUCGAAGAAUUCCAUCCGCUCCAGUAGAUAGUGCUAUUUUUCCUGAUGGAUGA
Molecule: messenger RNA, 2668 nt
Organism: Heterotrigona itama
Lineage: Eukaryota; Metazoa; Arthropoda; Insecta; Hymenoptera; Apidae
Source: the annotation of a GenBank genome assembly